Molecule: messenger RNA, 1877 nt
Organism: Lates calcarifer (barramundi perch)
Lineage: Eukaryota; Metazoa; Chordata; Actinopteri; Centropomidae
Gene: kctd14
Product: potassium channel tetramerization domain containing 14
Exons: 6
Coding region: 897-1643 (248 amino acids)
Biological process (GO): protein homooligomerization
Molecular function (GO): protein binding
Source: RefSeq, a predicted model, not a curated record
AUUUAUUGAUUUACUUCUCUCACUCAGAUCAUUUAUUAUCUGACGUGCUCCUGUUGCGAAGAUUGGUUUCAGACAGAAUGUGUUGGAAACUGUAAGGAGUGAAAGUGACUGGGGCGCGUGUAAGAGCCGCAUUGACUGUGUGUGACGACUGAAGGUCACGUGGUACCUACCUGAGGAGGAAGGCAGAUGUCUCACUCUGCUCCUUCUCCAGGUGACCGAUGCAGAGAGAGUUUCAGUUUAAGAACCUCAUGUUAAAAAACACCAAAGACUUUGUUAUCUAAUGAUGAAGGAGUUAAUUAAUCCAUCACGGAUAUUUUCACUUCGUGUGAAGUUACGCUGGGAUUAAAAAUAUUAAUGUCUGUAAUGAGAAAUUAUUUAGAUCUAUGAAGUUAGAAAUAGUUACGUUUGACGUGUGGAUAAUUGAAUAAAAGGUCAUUCUGGGAAAUAUUAAGAUAAAGAAACUUUUACAAGAAACCGGAAGUAUAAUGUUGCCAUGGACACGGCGAGUUACACUGCGGGCUGUACCAUAAGUGCUGUUAUUCAGCCUGUAUUUGUCACAUAUUUGGAAAAUGAAAUACGCCGAAUUAUCCACGAACAUGUUCUUUUUGCUGUGUGCUAAUAGAAACACUGACAACUAUCAGUGAAUUUCUUUGAUAAUGAGGAAAUAUUAAAAACGUGCGGAUUCCUAUGCGAGUUCUGAAGCGCUCCAAAACAAAACACAUGACAUAGCUCACAGCAUAAAACCAUGGUAGUUUCUAACUCUGAGAAGAAACUGGUCAAAGAUUUUACAGCUGAGUGACUCAUCUUCUCACCGCUACAGGCGUCAGAUCCGGGUUAGGCCACGCCCCCUAGCUCCUACCUGUCGAGCAGUGUGAAAACUCCCAGCUCCCACCUGGAUGAACCCUGAGGACGAGAUGAGUCUGCCGGACUACAAAUCAGCGGACAAACAGUCUGCGGCUGCAGCUCCACUCUCUCCUGUGGUGCAGUUAAAUGUUGGCGGUCACCUGUUCAGCACCUCUCUGAGCACACUGAGGAAACACCCCAACUCCAGGCUGGCCGAGCUGUUCGGCGGACACCCCAAACUACGGCCCGACGCACAGGGACGCUACUUCAUCGACCGCGACGGUUCGCACUUCGGAGCUGUCCUCGGCUUCCUGAGAUCAGAGCAGCUGCCCACAGAGAACAUCCAGGAGGUUCACAGGGAGGCGGUGUACUACAACAUCAAACCUCUCAUCAAACGUUUGGAGGAGACUCCUCAGCUGUUUGGAGAGCUGGUGGGACGGCAGCAGUUCCUCUCCAGAGUCCCCCACUAUAAAGAAAACAUCGAGGUGCUGAUUCGUAUCGCCAGAGCCGAGGCCAUCGCCGCCCGCCACUCCACCAUCAUGAUCUGUGUGCUGCGGACGGAGGAGGAUCUGGGUUUCUACGACAACGCCAUCAACAGCCUGGAGGCGGAUAAGGAAUCUGUGGUGACGUUCGGGCCCUGGAAGGCCGUCCCCUCCGUUAAAGACCUGCUGGACUGUGUAAAGAUGGACAUUGAGAGUCAGGGCUACAAGUGUGACACAGGAAAUGAAGUGAGUCUUGUAGAAGCAGCAGCAGCAGCGGAGACAAACAGAGCUGCUGCGGAGGUGAAGACACAAACAUGAAGAGCAUAAAAAACCUGAUGAGAGCUCUGCUGCUUCUAACAGGUAUGUGGUGCAAAAAUGAUGCUGUGUUCAUGUACAGCAAACCUGGAGGUGCUGCCGUCCUGCCGUGCACCAACAUGGAUUCCAUAGACUGCUCACUCAUCUCCUGGACCUUCUGGUCUCCGGGAAAGGGUGGCCAGGUGCGGUACACCUACGAGGUCAGCGGGGGGAAGGUGAGCACGACCUCAGACAAAU